This is a messenger RNA of Paramuricea clavata, 2317 nucleotides long. NCBI's taxonomy places the organism in Eukaryota, Metazoa, Cnidaria, Anthozoa, Malacalcyonacea, Plexauridae. The record is from the annotation of a GenBank genome assembly.
UCUGAAGCUAUGCAUGGAUUAUCUUUGUUUCUGAAUUGAAGCUCGCUUCUGAAGGUGCGUUCCUUAAUUUAAAUGUCUCCCAGUAUAUUCAGAUCUAUGAAUAUUUACAGGAAUUUUAUCGUAUAUACUGUAUGAUUGAUAAAAACAAGUGUAGAUCUAUAAAAUAGCUUGUAUAAAAAUGAUAGGAAUGUUGACCAAUUGUUGUGAUAUGAAUACAACUCAUCCACCUGCAAUGCGCCAUAAUGUGCUCUAACAUUAAUCCCAAUUUACUCAGCAACAAGAAUUGGAAAUUAAUAGUGAACUGCAAUUAACCACACCAUCUGACCACUCACAUUACACUGUCACUUGCUUUGAUGCUUUUCUACAAAACAUUAAAUUACAAAGGCCACUGUAUGAUUUCUACGUUUGGAGAUGACGAAUUUGUUCAAUUUUCUAGCAUAAAAACACAAUGGCUUCGCGAUAUCCCCUUGGUGGAAUCGACGAAUCUCGAUUUGAAACGCCAGUCAGCGACGAACUGAAAUGUUGCAUAUGCUGCAAAGUGUUGAACAACCCAAAAGGAUGUCCCAAUAAACAUUUCUUCUGUCACAAUUGUAUCAUCAGACAUCUGCAAAACGUUGACUUCUGUCCUGUUUGUCGAGAAACACUAACACCAGACACACUGCAAGACCCACCCAGUGCCUUGACUCGUUCAUUAUCACAAUUGCGCAUUCAUUGUGAUUAUCCAAGACGAGGGCGAGGGCUAAGAUGCAAAGUCGUUGUUUCACUUGGUGAUCUUCAAACCCAUGUUGAUGCAGAAUGCGAGUUCAACCCAGCCGCACCAACUUACAAGCGCCCUCUUGUUCGCCCCAGACCACCGGUACUCUGUAGUCCCCGGCUUACAUUAUUCUCUUCUACGAAGCCAGAAGACGUGGUUUCAUGGCACAGUUUAGACGCAGAACCAUUGCUAAAACAUGACCAAGUAGCACCGGAAGCUCCAGGAAAACCAUCCCAGGCCCCCAGUCGGCUCAUGGAAAAACACGAUUUCAUUGUCCUAGGCGGGCGCGGUCAAGACUGGCAAAGUCUCAAGUCUGUAGAAAGGUUCAUCUUUCGUGAAGGGAGAUGGAUUGAGUUGCCACCAAUGAACACUCCUCGUUCUUUCGCGGCAUCGGUUCUCGUUGGUAAUCAAAUUGUUGUCAGUGGUGGUGAUAUUGGUGAUACUAUCACCGACAGCAUUGAGAUCUUGAAUCUUGAUGAAACCCCUCUACAAUGGAUUACAUCCCAAGCGAAGCUGCCAUUCCCGUUGUCUGCUCAUCAGACAGUUGCUUAUCAGGGAAAGUUGAUCGUCAUCGGUGGGUACAAUCACAGACACAGAAACAUUUCUACUACGAUUUCUGAAGUUCUUCUUACUCCGCCUUAUUCCACCGACAUGUUGUGGUUCCUGCCGCAGAGAAGAGCAUGGCAUGGUGCAGAGUUGGUGAACGACAAAAUAUUCAUUUUUGGAGGAGGAAGUACUCCCAUCACCCCCCGAGACGACGUUUUUGUUUACGAUCCUCGUGCGAAUAGAUGCAGUGCAAUGCCAGCUUUACCUUACCCAGUGCAGGGCAUGGCGACGGUUCGUUGGGGAAACAAAGUAUUGUUGCUAGGAGGUAUGAAUGAGAGAGAGGAAGAGUUAGAUGACGUCAUUUCGUACGACACCGAGUCAGGAGAGACGACGAGAUUGCCAGCGAUGAAGCAGAAGCGAGGUGGUUGCUGCGCGGUCAACACUCCCACUGUCGACACAAGCAGUACUUGCUCGUCUGACACGAGCACUGAUACCCUGGUCGCGUUAGCAAGUUUACGAAACCUCAACACAGUUGAAAGAUACGAUUUCCACAGCCACGCAUGGCAAGAUAUGCCUCCCACGAGAGAAGCCCGAGAAUUCUGCACAGCGGUCGUUUCUCCAGUAAAUUUCGAGUUAGAACAAUGAAAAUAAUUAUUCCUAAGAACAAUGAGAUGAGAUGAAAGAUAGCAUUCGUUCUUCUCAAAAUCACGAACAAAAAUUACACAGGAUCUGCUCAACACAGACUGUAAUACAUUUGUAAUAUUACACAGGGAUAUAGAAUUUUUACAAACUUAAGAACUUUUAACUUUCAGAACUUUUAACACUAAAGAUUUAAAUACUGACAUUUAAACCUUUUAUAGUACCAUAGUACCAAUGUCUCUAGACAUUAUAGAAUAGUUUUUUUGUAAUUGCUAUACUUGUACUUUUUUGCAUUAAAAAGCGUUCUGCUUGUUAAGAUGAUAUGUUUAGUUACUGUUUGUUUGACAGAGCAGUUCUGCUCUGAAUAAUAAAUACGUG